Molecule: messenger RNA, 1118 nt
Organism: Prorocentrum cordatum
Lineage: Eukaryota; Dinophyceae; Prorocentrales; Prorocentraceae
Source: the annotation of a GenBank genome assembly
ACGCGUGAGCGUACAGGAGAUAAAAGCCGGCCUCCUCCCUUACUAUUCCUGAUAGAGUACAUUCGCUUACCGGAUACUUGUCUUAUCGAUGUCUCGUCCCGAACCCUCUACCACUCAGCAAAGUGAACACGAGACCUUAAUUCUUUUGUCAUCUUACCCAGAUUCUCAGAGGAAAGACUCUCCUGGCAGGCCGCUCCCCUCGCGCCCCCCCCCUCUCCCCUUUGGCGCGCCGCCAGCAGUCGGCGCCGCCUGCGUGGUCUUCAAGACCACCGCCUCCUACUGCGGCUCCGCCCUGCUCCUCGCGCUCGGCCUGCUCGGCCUGUGCGCCCCGCUGGCCUGCGAGCUGCAGCAGCGCUGGGACGCUCGCGAGGCGCGCUUGGCCCGUGACGCCGGCGAGGCCGGCGCCGCCCGCCCGCGGGGCGCGGCGCCCACGCUGCUCGGCGCGCGCGCGGGCCCGGCCUGGCGGGGCGAGGCCCCGGGCGCGCCCGGGCCUGGCAAGGCGCAGGCCGGUGCGCAGCCUGGGGUGGCGGUUUGAGCCCAGCGGGUUAUGGGCGCGCAGCUGCGGGGCCAGCGCUGGCUUCGGCGCGAGCGGGCGCAGUCCGCGUGCGCUCUGGCGCGAAGCUGGGGCGCCCCGUCGGCCAGGUGUGGAGGCUGGUCCGCGGCCGGUGGUGGUAGCUCUGAGCGCGGAGAGGCUGCGAUGGCGAGGCGCGCCGUAGAUGCCCGUGUGCAGAGGGCAGUUGCGCCUGCAUGAUGCGCCAGAGCUCAGGUUUUUUGUUGAGCAGGGUUGUACUGAGCGGGCGGAGCAGGCGGUGGCGAGCGCUGUUACAAGCACAACGCUGGCAGCGCCUUCUCUCUCUCUCUCUCAGCGGCCUCCUUCGGCCCUGCUCUCCCUGGGACGGUCGUAGUCAUAGACGUGGCGGAGCGGCCUACCUCUGGCUUGAUAGUUUGGCUCGGCUCCGCCAAAGCGCUGGAGGUGGCACUAGACGGGGUUCGCUCGCCGUAAGACGCAAAAGGCCGAGGCGCCCCAACAAUUGCCCCCUGGCACUGCUUGGCAUUCCUCCCAGGUCCCGCCUCAGUGAAGGAUUUCGCAGCCCUUGUUUGUCGCGUUCGGUUUCGGC